ACUCGCCCACUUCGUUCUCGGAGAUUCGAACAGCCCAACGGAUAUUUUAUCAAACACGGUGUGUGACGUAGGUACCAUAUGGACAAGUUUCAGUUUUAGCUAUACACUCAUGUGGAAGGGUAUGCAAAGUAUCUUGCUGGUAUCGACACGGUCAUGAAAUGAAAGGAAAGAGGAGAAAAACAAAGAGAAGAGGACUUUAAGUGAUGUUUCAAAGACAUUGUGCUUCUUUCUUUACCAAUUCCAUAUACCACGGGGAUUAUUUGGCGUAUUGAUUUCCCAAUUAAAUAACAUAUCUUUUUAAACAUUCUAAAAUAUAUAAUCUAUUAGCACUACGAUGGCCUGUUCAUCCCCACCGGGAAUUGCUAACGGACAACUGGUCAACUCCCAGGCUUCUUAUAGCGGAGGGUCGACAGCACAGUAUUCAUGUAAUACAGUCUACAGUAUGACCGGAAGUUCAACCUUGCAUUGUGUACCGGCCCCUACACCGAAAUCAGGUUCUGCCCCUAGUUUCGUUUGGCAGGGCGCGUAUCCCGUAUGUAAGCUAGAGUUCCUGGAGACAGCCUGGUUCUGGUUGCUGAUUGGUAUACUUGGACUUCUGACUCUUGGACUACUUAGUUGUCUGACCUGGUUCUGUAUCAGAUACUGCUGCAACAACUGCAGAGGUCGUCGGAGAAAGGUUCGGGACGCUGAGGAUAUUGAAGACGACCAGUCUGAGUGCAGUAGACUGUGGUGUUGUUGCUGUUUUUACUGCAUGCGAACACCAAGUAACACAAAGGAUGGCUGCUGUGACUACUUCGGCUGCUGUGGUUACGCCGGAUGCUGUUCGUGUUGCUGCUGGUGUUGCAGAUGCUGCAGAGAAAUUGUAGAGCCGGAAAACAAAGUGCGCGUGCGUCACGUUAAGCAAAAACAUCGCCCUAUAUUUUCAAUGAAACGACAAAAAACUAUCAAAUCUAAAAACAAGAAGAAGAAGAUGGCGAUGUUAAAGCUGAGCAGACAGCAGCAGAUUGUAAAGGGCAACUUGUUACCGACUACUCAAAUGGUACGGUCAAUGAUACAAGACGACCCGAAACUGUUUAGGAAGGUGGCAAAGACACUUCCCGAGUGGAUGCCCCACACAAAUACUGUCAGAAACAUUAACACAAGUACAAAAUAAGUUAUUAUCAAAUACGUCGACCACUUAAUAUUACGUUUGUAUAUUAUAUAAAUGUCAAUUAAAUUAGAACAACGUAGUACACCGUAAUACUAAUAUCUAUGAAGACAACCUAUUCCAACUUCGUGUCAGUCGCACUUGAUUUGGAAAUAAAAUAAUUAGAAGUAA
Pecten maximus is the source of this 1318-nucleotide messenger RNA. RefSeq lists its product as uncharacterized. Bases 335 to 1153 code for a protein of 272 amino acids. Lineage: Eukaryota; Metazoa; Mollusca; Bivalvia; Pectinida; Pectinidae. The transcript has 3 exons. The record is from RefSeq and is a predicted model, not a curated record.